GUCAUAUGACGUAUGACGCAUUCUCGACUAAUAAUCAAUUGCAAACUGUAUUUUACUAGCGAUUGAGGCGUAACCGGUGAAUCUAAGAAUAUUUUCUACUAAAUCAUUGAAGAUAUAUCAAGCAGUAUCAUUUAAGCUUAACAACAACAGUUAUAACACAGUAUAAAUAUGGCCGCGCCACCGAUUUACAGCCCGGUAAUACCAUGUGUGCAACCGAUUCCUGGGGGUAUGUAUCCCGGCCGCAUGGUCCGAUUCCAAGGGAAUGUCCCACCAGGAGGUCAAAGGUUCGCCAUCAACUUUCAAUGCGGCCCCAAUACAGACCCUCGUGAUGACAUCGCUAUGCAUUUAAACUUCCGCUUCGUGGAGAUGUGUGUGGUCAGGAACCACCUGGCCGCCAUGAACUGGGGUGUAGAGGAGACUAAUGGUUGCAUGUCCCUGGUUAGGGGGCAGCCGUUUGAGGCUCUUGUACUUUGUGACACUCAAUCAUUUAAGAUCGCUCUCAACGGCAUCCACUUCUGCGAUUUCCCUCACCGUCUCCCAUUCCAGCGCAUCUCCCACUUGACCAUCGACGGUGACGUUAUGAUGCAGUUCAUUGGCUUCGAAGGUGAACAGCCACCACCCAGCCAGAUGUAUAUGUCGGAACCGCCCGCAUACGGCGGCUACGGUGCGCCGCCUUCGUACGGCGCCCCCGGGUACGGAGCGCCACAAGGUUUCGGGGGCGUUGCGCAACAACAAGGCUACGGUACGCAAUAUGUGCAAGGCGAGCAGCGUCGCGGGCUCGGCACCGGUGCGGCGGUCGGGCUCGGAGUGGGCGCGCUCGCGGCCGGCGGGCUGGCGGGCUACGCGAUGGGCGGUGGUUUCAGCAAUGACAGUCCUCCGAGUGAGGUACAAGUUGUAGAAUUUGGUGGUGACGACUGGGUGGAAUAAAUACGCCUUCAUAUAGACAAUGUAUCAAAUAACACAACGUAUGUAGCAUAAAUAUAUAUAUAAUAUAUAUGAAGAGUAAAAUGUAAAAAAAAAACAUAUUUAUAUACAUCGUUUUCUAUAAAGUAUUUUAAUAAUUUGUUGCAAAAGAAAUUGUGAUUAUAAUAUUAUGAUGGCGACGGACUUGCGGGUUUAACUGAUACAUUCGAAUCCAUCUGAUCACUUAUCGCCUUUCAUUAAUCUUUGUUCACUUAACAAGGAUAUUUUGGCUUUUGGUCAAAAUCGAAACUAGCUUAGUAAGCUUGUCAAGUGUGGUCUUAGUAUAUUUAGUUACCGGCUGUUAACAAAAGUCAGUCGCCAGCUUUAGAUUAAAAAAAAUGUCCAAACAUUGUUAAAACUUUAAAAACAAAAUGGAGCCUAAUUUAUUUCUUAUAACAUUUCUUAAGCAAAUAUUUAUAAGCACAAUUAUUAAGUAUUAUUAUGACCAAUGAAAAUAAUAUUUAUAAAUAUGGUGUGCGGAAUAGUAGCCUUUAAAAGUUGCCUUAGGCUUUAAAAAAAAACAGAUGUGGAGUAAAGGAUUAUGGCGUUUAGUUUUUUUUUUAAAUAAGCAUAAAUGUUUAUUAUAUAAUUAUUUAUUAUAAUUUGUCUCGAAUUGUUUUUUAAUUAUUUUAAUUAAUAUUUUAAAAAUAAUCGAUCAUACACUUGAGUUUCGAGAUAAUUUCUUAAAAUGCACUUAAAUUAAAUAUCUUAAAUGAUUAUAAAGUUAUAAUAUAGCUUUUAUAAAACUUUUCUACAUAAAAUAAUCUAAUUUAUAAGAAAAAAAUUAACGAUAUUGUUUUACAACUUGGAAUUAAAAAUAUAUUCAUUUUUUUUUAAAUUAUAUUUAAGUUUUCGGCCGCAGAGAGAAUUUGCCCCUACGAGACCGUGAUCGAAUGAACGAUGUAGCUUUGUAAUGGAAAUAAUUUAUAUUAAAAAUAUUAACUAACGAAUAACAUUAUAAACUAUCGAUUUAGUGUCUUAUUCUUUCGAAUGUCAAAUCAAUUAUGUCAGAAAGGGAGAAAUGUCGCGUCAACUGUUUGUCUGUAGUGAAUCACUUGUCAUAAAAAAAUCAUAGAAUAUUGAAAUUCACAAAGGUCGAAUUUCUAGUGCAAAAUGGCUAGUGUGUAAUCCACCUUAUCGUCUGUUUGACGUAAUAACGUUAUAUAUAUUUAUGUACGCUCUAGUAAAAGUACAUUCAAGUAACAAUGAAUCCUUGUGUCUAAUAAAUAUGUUUUCAAUGUUAAUAUUAACAGAGGCUAGCGUAAUUUAACUUUAUACUUAUAAUUAGAAAAAUACAUUACAGAUAAUAAAAAAGUCAAAUAUUGUUCGCGUGAUCGUAAAUAAUAAUUAAAAAAAGAUGGCUACCUGACCAUCUUUCAAUCUGUCAUUACUAAUCUGUGAAGCUAUGGAAUGUAGAGAUAAGAGAAGUUUGCUCUUAUGGGUUUCAUUUGAAAAGUAAGUAAAGGCCCUAAUAAUCGCCAUAAUGGCGCAAAAAUAGCCAGAGUGUAUAACACGAUAAAAACAUUUAUGCAUUUAUUAAUUUUAUUAAUGGAAUAAUUUGUUUUUUUUUUUUUUAAAUACAAAUAUAUAAUAUAAUAUCUUACCUCCACAUUCCAUAUUUAAACCCAACGAGGCUCGAGUGUUCGAAAUGAGUAUUUUUUUAAUCUAUAUAAUCUAUGUUAAUUUUGUCUUAUUGAAUCUGUAUCACGUUGCCACGCUUUCACAUUUUGUCAUUUAACCACACAGAACACAGACACGUUUUUGAUGCCAUAAUUUUAUUUUAUUAAGUUGAUUAAAAUAUAUAAUAUAAAAAGUGUUGAAUUUAA
This is a messenger RNA of Nymphalis io (European peacock), 2789 nucleotides long. RefSeq names its product galectin-4-like. The record is from RefSeq and is a predicted model, not a curated record. Lineage: Eukaryota; Metazoa; Arthropoda; Insecta; Lepidoptera; Nymphalidae. The transcript has 8 exons. Gene Ontology annotation, molecular function: galactoside binding; carbohydrate binding. Bases 169 to 927 code for a protein of 252 amino acids.